ACAUUACAUUACGUCCAAUUAGAUGUUUGGUUUUAGGUUUGAUGGUCACAUUUAUAUUAAAAUAGAUAAUAUUUUUACUGUAAAACAGCAAAUUUAAUUCAGUAAGAUCAAAAUGGUUGCACGCAUAGCAGGUGUAUUUGAUGAAAAGUUAACUGAAGCAAUAGCAAAUUCUAAGAUAUUAGUUGUAGGCGCCGGUGGUAUAGGUUGUGAAAUUUUAAAGAAUCUCGUUUUGACCGGCUUUCCACAGAUUGAGAUUAUCGACCUUGACACCAUCGACGUAAGCAACCUAAACCGUCAAUUUUUAUUCCAUAAAGAGCAUGUCGGGAAGUCGAAGGCGCAAGUUGCUAAAGAUAGCGCUUUAAGUUUUAACCCAAAUGUGAAUAUUGUUGCUCAUCAUGACAGCGUUAUUAGUAAUGACUAUGGUGUGAGUUACUUCAAACAAUUUAACAUUGUAAUGAAUGCUCUCGACAAUCGGGUGGCUCGUAAUCAUGUGAACAGAAUGUGCCUCGCUGCUAAUGUGCCACUCAUUGAAACGGGAACAGCUGGCUAUGCGGGACAGGUGGAGCUGAUUAAAAAAGGUCUAACACAGUGCUAUGAAUGCCAACCUAAGGCACCCCAGAAAACCUUCCCAGGUUGCACAAUCCGUAACACUCCAUCAGAACCGAUACAUUGCAUAGUAUGGGCUAAGCAUCUAUUCAAUCAGUUGUUCGGUGAAGAAGACCCUGAUCAAGAUGUCAGUCCGGAUACAGAGGACCCGGAAGCGGCUGGAACAGCUGGCAAGUCAGCAUUAUCAUCACAGCAAACUGAAUCCGGUAAUGUUGAAAGGAAAAGUACACGAACAUGGGCAGCGGAAACUAAUUACAACCCAGAAAAACUAUUUACUAAGUUGUUUGGUGAUGAUAUCAAGUAUUUGCUAUCGAUGGAGAACCUGUGGAAGAAACGUAGGCCACCUACUCCACUGUCAUGGGACAAUUUGCCCGGAAAAGGUGAUGCACCAAAACAACAUUCUGGAUUACCUGAUCAGAGAGUGUGGUCUGUACAUGAAUGUGCCGAGGUGUUUGCUGCUAGUUGUCAAGCUUUGCAAGCGGAAUUAAAGGGACGUCCGGAAGGCGAUCAUCUCGUGUGGGACAAAGAUGACAAAAGUGCUAUGGACUUUGUGACCGCAUGCGCUAACAUACGCGCAUAUAUAUUUAGUAUACCUCUAAAGUCCCGGUUUGAAGUUAAAUCAAUGGCGGGUAACAUUAUCCCUGCUAUAGCGACUGCCAAUGCCAUUGUCGCAGGACUUGCAGUAUUACGUGCACAAGCAAUACUCAAAGGCGAGAUCGAAUCUUGCACUAGCGUUUAUUUAAGACCAAAAGUUAACCACCGAGGUCAACUAUUUGUACCAGAAAGGACUUUAACAGCACCGAAUCCGAAAUGUUACGUUUGCGCGCCUAAACCGGAGGUCGCUCUCGUUUGCAACUUGAAACAGUUAACACUUAAAGAUCUGACAGCGGCAUUCAAAGAGGGUUUGAACAUGCAGGCGCCCGAUGCGACAGUCGAGGGCAAAGGCCUAGUGGUCCUGUCAUCGGAACCCGGAGAGACUGAUCAUAACAAUCAAAAGACUCUGGAAGAAAUUGGUCUGAAUGAUGGUUGCGCUUUACUUGUUGAUGACUUCCUCCAGAAUUACGAAGUGAGAGUUAGACUUCAGCAAGAGGAUGAGGAGAAUUCGUGGCGUUUGGUGACGGAUACGGAUGCUCCAAUGCCAGGACCCAAGGAAGAGGAACCGGCUAAUGGUUCCAAUGGGGCUGAGGAACCGAAACCAGGUCCGUCUCGUACCAAUCAUGACAGUGAUAGUGACAUGGAAAUAAUUGAUGAAGAUGAUAACGGUGAACCGGUGGAAAAACCACCGAAGCGUCGACGCAAAGAGAUGUCCGAUGAAAUUGUUGAAAUAUGUUAGUGAUUAAUGCACAUUUUUGUAGAUGAUUGAACAUGAACGAUUUAUUAUUACAAUGUUUAAAAAAAAAUACUUUUAUAUUCAAGUGAAAUCUCCAAUAGGAACUCUGGAGAUUAAAUUCUCUUUGUGUUUUUGAGAACUUUUCAUGGUGUUAAUAAA
Papilio machaon (common yellow swallowtail) is the source of this 2095-nucleotide messenger RNA. It is a transcript of the gene Uba2, whose product is annotated as SUMO-activating enzyme subunit 2. Gene Ontology annotation, molecular function: SUMO activating enzyme activity. Gene Ontology annotation, cellular component: cytoplasm; SUMO activating enzyme complex. The coding region runs from base 113 to 1939 and encodes 608 amino acids. The record is from RefSeq and is a predicted model, not a curated record. NCBI's taxonomy places the organism in Eukaryota, Metazoa, Arthropoda, Insecta, Lepidoptera, Papilionidae. The transcript is spliced from 7 exons. Gene Ontology annotation, biological process: protein sumoylation.